This is a messenger RNA of Camellia sinensis, 549 nucleotides long. RefSeq lists its product as uncharacterized. The record is from RefSeq and is a predicted model, not a curated record. Lineage: Eukaryota; Viridiplantae; Streptophyta; Magnoliopsida; Ericales; Theaceae.
AUGGUGUUCUCUUUCUACAAACUGUCUAGAUAUGAAAGGAUAAGAGGUACCAAUAUCAAAAAAUGGGCAAUUACGAGAGAGACCACGGAGAAGGUGAACAUUAUUCGAGAACGUAUUAAGACUGCACAGAGUCAUCAAAAGAGUUACACUGAUAGAAUACGUAAAAGGGUUGAGUUAAAUGUUGGAGAUUUCGUGUUUUUGAAGGUCUCGCUGAUGAAAUGUAUCAUGCAAUUCGGAAAGAAAGGAAAGUUGGCACCUAGAUUUGUGAGACCAUAUGAAAUCACUGAGAAGAUUGAUAAUGUGGCUUACAAAUUAGCCCUACCAUCUGUUUUAGCUACGAUUCACAACGUGUACCAUGUAUCUUCAUUGCGAAAGUGUGUGCAAGACCCUUCCCAAGUAGUAUCACCAGAAGUGUUAGAGAUUAGUGAUGAUCUCACGUAUGUGGUGCGAUCGGUUACUAUUCUAGAUCGGGAUGUAAAGCAAUUGCGGCGCAAGAAAGUAAACUUAGUGAAAGUGCAAUGGAGCGAGGAUGAGAACGAUAUCACUUAG